AUGAGUGACACCGGCAGUGAUUCAGAGGCGUCAGCAACAGAGCAUACAGCACUCAUGGAUGGCCAUAUAGCAGAAGCGCGUCCCGACAGGGAAAUAGCUGAACGAAUAGCGAGAAAGAGAAAGUCUAAAUCCGAAAGUCAACGGAAUUAUGGUAGUGUGGAACGAAGGGAAGAGAGUGGACAAGGUGACAACAGGGACCCUGGUCCAAGCAGCAGUAAUCCUGGAGUGCAGAUGGAGACACAGGUUGAGGAACUUGAGCUGAAGUAUGGUGCGCGGCAUGUCAUCAAACUCUUUGUGCCUGUAACACUCUGUAUGCUUGUUGUUGUUGCUACAAUUUCUUCAAUAAACUUCUAUUCAGUCAAAGAUGUAUAUUUGGCCUACACACCAUUCCAUGAGGAAAGUCCAUAUGCAGUUACAAAAGUAUGGAAUGCUCUUGCCAACUCUAUGAUACUGCUCAGUGUCAUAGCUCUCAUGACUGUACUACUUAUUGUGUUGUAUAAGAAGAGAUGUUACAAGAUUAUUCAUGGCUGGCUCAUUCUUUCCUCACUGAUGUUGCUAUUUUUAUUCUCAUAUUUGUAUAUAGAAGAAGCUUUAAGAGCCUACAAUAUACCCAUGGAUUACAUCACCCUAGUUUUUGUAAUGUGGAACUUUGGAGUAAUGGGCAUGAUAGUGAUCCACUGGAAGGGUCCUCUUCGAAUGCAACAAGCUUAUCUUAUCUUUAUAGCUGCCUUGAUGGCUCUAGUUUUUAUUAAAUACCUUCCAGAAUGGACAACAUGGGCUGUUCUCGCAGUAAUUUCAAUAUGGGAUCUAGUAGCAGUAUUAACACCAAAGGGACCAUUAAGAAUUUUAGUUGAAACCGCCCAAGAAAGAAAUGAACCAAUAUUUCCAGCCUUAAUUUAUUCAUCUACGGUUAUGUAUUGUAUGGCGGCUCCUGGCGUGGCUGUUGGCAGUGCGGGCGGCUCUGGAGCCCCCGUCCAAGGUGAGCAGCGCCCGCGUGAGCUACGCCCCCUCAAUCCGAAUGGGGCGCAAGCGGCCGGCGGCGAGAAUCGAGGCGGGGGCGGCGGGACGGAGGGCGACGGGGAGGGGGGGUUCGACGCGGCGUGGCGCGCGCGCGGCGGCUCCCCGCGGCGGCUGCGCGUCGACAGCACCGCGCCCGCGCACUACACCACGCGGCUCGACCGCCCCCGCCCGCCCCCUCCCCCACCCACCGACGCCGAGGACGAGAAGGGUGUGAAACUCGGUUUGGGUGACUUCAUUUUCUACAGUGUCUUAGUUGGCAAGGCGAGUUCUUACGGAGAUUGGAACACGACGCUUGCCUGUUUCGUAGCAAUACUCAUUGGCCUCUGUCUUACGCUGCUACUUUUAGCGAUAUUCAAGAAAGCCUUACCAGCUCUCCCCAUAUCUAUAACCUUCGGGCUGAUCUUCUACUUUGCAACAAGAUGUGUUGUCAAGCCCUUUGCCGAUGCGCUAGCUGCAGAACAAGUCUUCAUA
Messenger RNA from Iphiclides podalirius (scarce swallowtail), 1491 nucleotides. The record is from the annotation of a GenBank genome assembly. NCBI's taxonomy places the organism in Eukaryota, Metazoa, Arthropoda, Insecta, Lepidoptera, Papilionidae.